This is a messenger RNA of Saccoglossus kowalevskii, 834 nucleotides long. RefSeq lists its product as uncharacterized. Gene Ontology annotation, cellular component: extracellular region. The record is from RefSeq and is a predicted model, not a curated record. NCBI's taxonomy places the organism in Eukaryota, Metazoa, Hemichordata, Enteropneusta, Harrimaniidae. Gene Ontology annotation, molecular function: serine-type endopeptidase inhibitor activity.
CCCGGUGGUGUUCAUUUGACCUCGCAUAGUUAUCCAGUGUUUUGUGGUACCACUCCUCAAACGGGAUCCAUCAUUAUAGAAGACUGUCCAUCCAGGUAUUCCUGUCUCGGAGAUACCAACUAUAAAUAUUCUCUGUGCUGUCCUGAUGAUACUACUUUGGGCUGCUAUGUGAAUAAUGCUUUUAUACCAAAUGGUGAUUACUAUAUUGACGACGAGUGUUAUGCAUGUCAAUGUGUAAACGGUAGGAUUACAUGUGAGGACACACCGUUAUGUGAUAAAAUGUGUCCCAGUGGAGUACAACCUUAUAAAGACGACCAAAACAUGAAUGCAUUAUGCUCCGUUGCAAUUGGUGUCGAUAGUAUAUUAACUCAGACCUGCCCACGUGGUUUCUACUGUAACAUGAUAACGAGUUCGCACGGUGUGUGCUGCCCGCUGAAACUUGAUGAUGUGUGUUAUUAUAACGGCGUUGCGUACCCAGUUGGUGGAACCGUGAUAUGGGGCUGCGCCCUCUGUCAAUGCCGGGAUGGUGGAUUUGUAUGUUUGUAUCCCCCUGGUCUUAUCUGUGAUCCAUCAGAACCCAUCUGCCCCAAUGGCGAUGAUUACUAUACAAGUACGGGAACAGACGUUAAUUUUUGUACACUUCCACUGGAUGCACCAUUAGGUCUUACACAAGGGGAUUGCCCGGCUGAUUAUUUUUGCCAUCCUUUGGACCUCGGAUACAGUAUAUGCUGUCCAGCAAUUUCUGGAGAUUGCGUUGUUAAUGGAGUUCUGAUUCCGAAUGGCGGAGUGAUUCUGAUGCCAGACUGUGUGUUAUGGUGGGUAUUACAGAUUUAA